Messenger RNA from Penicillium cosmopolitanum, 945 nucleotides. Its product is annotated as SDR family oxidoreductase. The coding region runs from base 1 to 945 and encodes 314 amino acids. NCBI's taxonomy places the organism in Eukaryota, Fungi, Ascomycota, Eurotiomycetes, Eurotiales, Aspergillaceae. The record is from RefSeq and is a predicted model, not a curated record. The transcript has a single exon.
AUGACUCCUACCAUUCUUGUGAUCGGCGCGACCGGCAAUACUGGCAAGAGCGUUGUCCGCGGCCUCCCAAAGCUGCUUGAGUCCAGCAACACCAACUACCGAAUUCUUGGCCUCACACGUUCCCUCGACAACCCCGCGUCUCAGAAGCUUGCCAAUUUGCCUCAUGUUGAGAUGCAAGAGAAGGACUGGACCACCAUCGAUGCUGCAUGGCUUCGGAGCCAGCAGGUAACUAGAGUCUACAUCGCACCACACAACUUGCCCCACCAGUUUGCGGAAGAGUCUGCUCUCUACGUCGCCCUGCUGCAUGCUGGCGUCGAAUACGUGGUCAAAGUAUCGACCAACGUGGAGUACAUUGGCCCAACCAGCCCUAUAUUCUACGGUCGCUCACAUUGGGCGAUUGAAAACCUGCUGAGUCAGCCAGAGUUCAAGUCUUUGCAGUGGACAUCACUGCAGCCGAAUUUCUUUACUGCAAGUUACCUCGCUUCCGUCGCCGACUGGAUCAAAGCAUACCAAGAAACCGGCAAACAAGAGACUCUUCGCAUGAUUCCUGCUGCCAACGUGGCCGUGGCGAUGAUUGAUCCCGAGGACGUCGGCAACGUUGGAGCCCAUCUCUUGGCGAUCGAGGACCCGACACCACAUAAUCACGCCAAGUACAUCCUCAGUGGUCCCGAAGAUGUGACCGGACAAAGUAUUGUGAAGCUGGCCGAACAGCAUGCAGACGUCAAGAUCGAAACGACAGAAUUCGAAGUGACGAGUUGGCUUAGUGAUUUGGUCAAGGCGGGUGUGUAUCCAGAAAAGUUUUUGCCAUCGAUUCUCGCUGGAUGUGAUGCACUGUGGCAGGGCAAGUGCUCGCUCGCUGGUACACCGACCAGCAAGGAAAUUAUGGAACUAGCCCCUCCGAAGCGCACUGUUAGGGACGCGUUAAAGGCUUUGCUGGAAGAGUAG